AUGAUUGCGAUCGAACGAUCACUAUCGACUGCAAAACAUUCAAAUUACGAAGAAAAUAGAGGAAUUGGACCAGUGCUUGUUAUCGUGCAGAUUUUAAUCGUCGCUUGUCUCAUUUAUAUACUCUACUACAAUAUAGUUUUUUCGGAUAACAUUAUUUAUUACUGCUUGGCCACAACUGCGGGGUCUCUUUGGUCCACGUAUGUGUCAUUCUCUUUCCUCGCAGUUGUACAAGUAGUGGCUGUCAUUGUCUUACACCUACUAAAGGCGGUUAAUAGGAAAAAUGCCGUCAAGCUGCGCGAGAAUCCAAAUCUUGGAGCACGCUAUAAUGUCGAGGAAAAUCUGAGGACUAUAACUAUCGUCUUUCCAUUUUGCGUGAUGACAUGCCUGUUCACAAGUACCUUCUUCGUCGUUUUGGUCUGCGUUGUUGCUUUCAAUCGUACACUGGACCCUCCAAUGCUCUUCACUCUCAUCGAUGGCUAG
Messenger RNA from Strongylus vulgaris, 480 nucleotides. Lineage: Eukaryota; Metazoa; Nematoda; Chromadorea; Rhabditida; Strongylidae. The record is from the annotation of a GenBank genome assembly.